This is a messenger RNA of Brienomyrus brachyistius, 3692 nucleotides long. RefSeq names its product iroquois-class homeodomain protein IRX-6-like. Gene Ontology annotation, cellular component: nucleus. The transcript is spliced from 7 exons. The coding region runs from base 797 to 2179 and encodes 460 amino acids. Gene Ontology annotation, biological process: neuron differentiation; cell development; regulation of transcription by RNA polymerase II. Lineage: Eukaryota; Metazoa; Chordata; Actinopteri; Osteoglossiformes; Mormyridae. Gene Ontology annotation, molecular function: DNA-binding transcription factor activity, RNA polymerase II-specific; RNA polymerase II cis-regulatory region sequence-specific DNA binding. The record is from RefSeq and is a predicted model, not a curated record.
CAUGUGGAUGAUCUGCCAUGGUAUGUUAUAGGAAACAGUGAAGAACUUCCCGGUAACAUCAUAAAAUAAUGUAUAGGUUUAGGUGUAUGAAUGUCCUUAAUUAGCAGUAUUUAUUUUAAAAUCACUAACAAUCUUAAUACCAUAGAGAACAUCACACACAGGUUUUCUGAUUAUUUAAGCAAGAGUAACAUCAGUCUGAAUACAUCAUUUUGAGUAGGAAAAAAAGAAGUGGAGUUUAUAAUGUACACCUUAGCCGUGGUGUUAGACGUGAUUGGCAAAAACAUUAUUUUACUCUUGCUGUCCUGCCGCUCCAGGAUUACCAUGACGUCACUCUGAUACUCUUGCAUGGAUGAAUGCUAAAGAACUACAGAGCCACAAAUAAUAGCAAAAGCAGAGUCCAUUUCUCUCAACUCUUCUCUUACAGUACUUUUCAGCCUGGUAUAGUAAACCACAAUUAUGCAGAUUGUGCUUGAUGCAGUUUUUUUGCGUUAUCUCUCCACCGCGGACCCGUUGAUGAUUUAAAAGCACAAGUCUUCACAGCACAUCUUUCAUAAAGUCAUGUAUAAUUGAACGAAAGGCCGUACGUGGAAAUGUCUGGCAGCAUGUGCAUUUGAGAUUUUUUUAUUGCAACUGAUCGCGGUGAAUUUAUUACGGAUGGUAAGAGUCGAAGCACGCGAAGCUAUGUCUUUUUCACAGUUUGGAUAUCCUUACAACGCAACUUCACAGGUCGGUGUCUGAUGGCUCCGGUGCUUCCGAGACAGCCGCCGCGUUUUGUUACCCGCCUUACGGGAAGCGCAUGUUGGCCGGCGCACGGACAGAGCUGAACGCGGCUCUCGGCAUGUACAGCUCUCCCUACGCAGCCUCAGCUACUGCCAGCCAGAGCUAUGCAAACUACCUCCAGUACAGCGCCGACCCUUCCGCUUUCUAUUCUCCACUGAACUCUCAGUACGAUAUCAAGGACAGUGCUGGCAGUUUGCACAACAGGAUCUCCCAGCCAGGUGCCUACUACCCCUAUGAUCCCAUGCUGGGGCAGUACCAGUACGACAGGUACGGGGCUGUUGAUUUUAAUGGGUCGGCUCGGAGAAAGAAUGCAACACGGGAGACGACCAGCACCCUCAAGACAUGGCUUAACGAGCACCACAAAAACCCAUACCCUACAAAGAGCGAGAAAAUCAUGCUGGCCAUCAUCACCAAAAUGACCCUGACUCAAGUGUCCACCUGGUUCGCCAACGCCAGGAGAAGGCUAAAGAAGGAGAACAAAAUGACCUGGCUGGCUAAGAAUAAACCAGGGGAUGGUGGGAAAGACGACCUGCAGAAGAUUGGCAGCAGCUGUGCUGGCGAAGCUUCAAAAGACUCGAAGGACAAGGAGCUUCCACUAAGUGAUCUGGAUGAUGUGGAUGAUGAGGGAUGUGGUAAAGGAGAUGAUGACUGCCAGGCCUCAGAUGAAGAGCGGGGCCUCCGGCACGCAGUCGCCGGGGAGCCACCAGAGACGGACUGUAGCGGCAUGCUUGGUCUUCCCAGCCACCUUGGCAUGUUUGCAUGCAGCGAAAAACACACGGCUGCAGCAGACUUCAUGAGGUCCAUGGAGGUCAAGACUCCGGCAGGAGCUGGAUCCAUGUCCGCAGACCCUCCGCAUUUCCAGACGUCGGAAAAACCCAGAAUCUGGUCGCUGGCUCACACGGCUGCCAGCGGCACUCUCCGGAGCCCUCACCCCAGCAAGGAGCUGAGGACCAGCAACAUGGCAGUCAGCUGCUCACCACAACCAGUCAUGAUCCCAGUAACCAGAAGAGGCCAGUGUGCCGAACUUAAGGGUCAGCAGAAAUUGCCAAAUCUACAGUCACACAAAAAAGGCCAUGCCACUGCCUUCUACCAGAAACCCCCACAGCUGCACUGUGCUUCCUACCCCAUGCUCUCUGACUACUUUGUAUCCGCUGAAGGUUUUUCUUGUGGAGAGUCAGCUGAGGCUGUGCUACCAGAAAUGCGCGAGAUAUGCAUACUGCCUCAGGAAGACCCAACCAUUGCUUUCAGACCGCUGAUGAAGAGGAGAGAGCACCCGAUGCAAAUCAGUGAUGCACUAACAACACCAGACAAAAAGGACGUAAACUUCACAAACUGUCCUGCGAGCUGUGAAGUACUUCAAUUCUCUAAACAAGGAGUUCAGUUUAAGCUGCGGAUGUAGCCGUACUUACUUCACAAUAUUGUUUUUAACAGUUUAACCGUAUGCAAAACUUAGAGACAUACAUAUCCACACUCACAUGUAUACGCAUCCGGGAGUUCUAUUUAUUUACUUAUUGUUUGUUUGUUUUUUAACUAGUAUUUAUUAAAUAUUUCAUAAAGUAGCUCUCGUAUCAAGACUUUUAUUUACAUUCUGCUUAAAAGUUGAUUUUAAAGGGAUACUCGAAGGUUGAUUUAAGACGUUUAUUUUGCCUAAUUCAGUUUGAUCUACAUACGACGGAAUAAAGGGCCGUGUUGCCCUCUGUAUCGUCCAUCAGUAAGAAAUAAAUCAUACAUUCCUGUGGAUUGCCGAAAACAUCGUAAUCAGGCUCUGUUUGCAUAAAUAUGUUUUUCAAAACGUGCGAUUGCAGCGGCGUCAUCUUCCAGCUGAGUCGAUAUAUGGGGAACUUCAGACACUGAUAGUAACCAUUUAAGUUUACCUUCUUGAAUAGAUUAAGAAUGGAGCCGUGUUAUAGUGGGUCAUUAUUUAGCAGAGGCAUUAAUGAACUUUACAAAUUGCGAUGAAAGUGACAACGGCCCGUAACUGUAUUUGUUUAAGUGAAAGUGGAGUCUGUUUAAACGAGCAAAGAGGCACCGGUGGUAGGAAACGGGAUAAAUCAAGCCAGAUCUCAGAUAAUAUUUAAAACAACUCUGGUAUAUAAUGCCUUAUAAAGUGUACAAUACAUCUCCCUGGGUAGGUAUUAGAUAAAGCAAUUUAAUUUUGCUUUAGCAGAAUACUUAUUCCUUCCUAGUGCUGUUUAAUGAAGAUACAACGAUCAUAUUAUAACAUCAGUUUAUUAAGAAAAUAACUGCGGCUGUACACCGUUUAAUGAUCACUGUCUGGAAACAUCAAUAAUCACAAAACCAGCACUUUUACAACAACAUUGGGCUCAUUUAAUGAAUCUCCCAUCUUCCUUAAACAUAGUUAACUUAACUGUUAACUACUGUAGUAGGGUUAUAUGGUCUGCAUCUACUGUGGAGAAUGUUAAGGAAGCACGAUUUCAGUUUGAAGGUGUUUUCGAUGCCCAAAGUGAGCGAUCGCAGGACAUUUAAAGGUGUCUAUCAUUUGAGAGAAAAGACAUAAUUCUGAAGCACUACCCUUUUCAAAUUAUAGUUCCUGACUGGUUUGAAACAUUAGAAAAUUGAUGUUUCAUACUAUAUUAUACUACAGAUAUUAAUGAGCGUCAUGUCAGUUAUGUACUGGCGAAGUUAACUUUUUUUGUCAGAAUGCCAGAAAUCCAGCAGUUUCGAAAUAAAAUGCAGUUAUCUAUUCAUAAUUAAAUAGAUAUUAAUGUUAAGAUUUAAAUCGUGUUUGACAACCCUGCAUACAUAAGUAUAAUUCUGCAGCCACUGGCAAGUGUGGUUGAGAGAGGACGUUGAUCUGUUAUUAAACAUAUUAUUGUAAUACAUUUUAUACAAGAAAUUUGUAUUAAAUGCUACCAUGAACUGCAAACUUCUUAGCAAAUGUAAUGUUUUUU